CAGCCGGCUCUGAUGCCAACUUCGUUUCUGGAGCAAUCGCUCUGACGCCAACUUGCCAAGCGGCUCCGUCGAAAACGAACGGAAAAGUGGGGAGGGCAGGUGAAAGGCGAAUCUUUUCUCAUCAUCCGCCGCGGCGAACCCGGAAACGGGCAGAGAGCGGUUAAAAAGCGGGCAAAAAAAGAGGAGACGCUGCACCGCGAGCGGGCGAGCGGCAGACGGACACGCACAGGUAGGCAAAGGCAAGGCAGGUAGGCGAAGGCGAGGCGGAGCGCGAGAGGCGACGCGAGGAGAGGAGAGGAGAGGAGGCGGGCGGGGUGGUGCGGUGGCGGCCAUGGUUAUAAAAAGUAACGGAGCGCGACGCGGGUAGAAACCGGAAGACGGUGGAGGCAGGCCGCGGCUCCCCCUUCUUCCUCAUCGCCCCCCCCCCCCCACCUAGCCCACCCCACGCCGCCGCCGGUGCGGCUUGCUUCCUUCCCCCGUCCGUUGGGCCCCCGCGACACGGCGCGGGCUGUGCGAGCAGGGAGGGAAGACACGCGGCAACCACGUGGGGGAGACACCACCCUAUGCUCUGUCCUCGCCCGCAGGGUAAGCUUGCACCAGCAGUGAUUUUGGGAGCUUGAAGUGCUCAUCUGAGACAUGGAAAAGGUGGUCUACCGAGCAUAUCUCCUUCAAUGCAAUCAGCUCUUUUCAAAAGAAACUCUUGAUUGGUGUGUUUUAGCUCGUGGGAACAUCCAUCUCUCCUCUCUGGUUAACUACACAUAGUGGUUCUAUGCUCCUCUAUGCUUAACAACAGCAGGCUGAUGCGAUCUUUUCCCGAAGUAGAUGUUCGUAUAAGUGGGGGUUAAUAUCUUUGCUGCGUUCAGUUGACAUCUGUUUCUCCCCUAGUUUGUUGACGUUUGCUCUAUUGUGUACAUUUUGAAAUUUUCUACUAUGGUUGCAUCUGGCUUGUUCUGAGUGGAGCAGAAUCCAAGAUACUGAGACAAGAGAUUGCUCAGCUCGAACUUGGCAGACAACCUGUCUGUGUUGGUUUUUUAUAUUUCUCUGGACUUGAUUGUUCUGAAGGGAAGGAAAAGCUUGUACAAGACAGCCGGAAUACCGGAACAAUGGAUAGAUUCAAGUUGAUUAAGGAAGUAGGUGAUGGGACUUUCGGGAGUGUAUGGCGUGCUAUAAAUAAACAGAAUGCUGAAGUUGUUGCGGUUAAGAAAAUGAAGAAAAAGUAUUAUUCUUUUGAGGAGUGUAUGAGUCUGCGUGAAGUAAAGUCUUUGCGGCGCAUGAAUCAUCCUAACAUCGUGAAGCUCAAGGAGGUUAUAAGGGAAAAUGAUAUAUUAUACUUCAUAAUGGAAUACAUGGAGUGUAAUCUCUACCAGCUUAUGAAGGAUAGAGUCAGGCCUUUCUUGGAGUCUGAAGUCCGCAACUGGUGCUUUCAGAUUUUUCAGGCUCUUGCUUACAUGCAUCAGAGGGGCUACUUUCAUCGUGACCUCAAACCUGAGAAUUUGUUGGUUAGCAAAGAUGUCAUAAAGCUAGCAGACUUUGGUCUUGCAAGGGAAGUCUCAUCAGUGCCACCAUACACAGAAUAUGUCUCAACUCGCUGGUAUCGAGCACCUGAAGUGUUGCUCCAGUCAUCUGUUUAUGAUUCUGCAGUUGAUAUGUGGGCAAUGGGUGCCAUAAUGGCUGAGCUGUUGACACUUCAUCCUCUUUUCCCUGGCACGAGUGAAGCGGAUGAGAUUCUCAAGAUAUGCAAUGUUAUCGGUAGUCCAGAUGAGCAAUCGUGGCCCCAAGGAUUGUCUCUUGCAGAAGCAAUGAAGUAUCAGUUCCCACAGAUCAAAGGUAAUCAACUGUCAGAGGUGAUGACAUCAGCUAGUAGCGAGGCGAUCGACCUCAUUUCUUCGUUAUGCUCAUGGGAUCCUUGCAAGAGACCAAAGGCCACAGAAGUCCUCCAGCAUACCUUCUUUCAGGGUUGUACAUACGUUCCACCUCCUGUCCGGUCAAAAGCUGCAGGGCUUCCUAAAACGCCUCCAUGUGUUGGAGCAAAAGGAACUUCAGAAAACAAUGUUGCUCGAAGAUACUCUACUGGAACUCUAUCUACAAUGAAAUCCCAAAGCAACACCUCUGUAAAGUCAAAUGGUUCAUCUAAAACUGGUGUACAAAGAAAACUUCGCAUGGAUCGUCAGGCAUCGCUGAAGAGUACAAGACCAGCUGAGAACAAUAAACUAACUAUGAACAGAGUACCAGCUCGGAAUAGCCCAGGGAAUCCUGUACUGAGGCAUUCAAGCAGUUUGCCUGAAACUGGCCGGGGAGCAAUGCACAAGGUUUCAACCAUUACUGAGAAGCUUUCCCAUAUGUCUGUGACCUCGAGAACACGCAGUACUGUGAAGGCUCCUGCCCCGAGGAUGAAGGCUGGGCAUGGCAAGUCGGACUUCCUCGGGAAGUCUGACGAGAUCCCUCCAGCAAAGAGGUUGACAAGAAAAUUGGUCAGCUAAAUGAGGGUAUGUAUAGCGAAAAUUGGUCACCUGCAGGAGGGUAUAGGGUAUACAGAGCAAAAACCGGUGUGCUGAAGCGGAUAGCGCAGCCGAGCCUUUGCCUGUUGAUGGUUGCGCGGAUUUGUUGUCUCCCUAGUUCUGCUGCAUCCAAGUGACAUGGUAGAAGAGUUGCAAAUUCCUGUAAGUUGGUUAACAAGAGCCUGCUGACCUUCCCCUCUGCUGGGCCGUUGAUCUAUUUUUGCAUCAAGCUUGCCCCCAUGUUUUAACAAACAUGAUUGUGCCAUUAAUUUGGUUUGGUUUGUCACGCAAUGCUAUCUUGCACCAAUCCUGUCACAAAUUGUUUGUUUAUAUGCACAUUAAUAACCUGUAAGUCCUUGAGCCCCUAAGGGUGGAUAUUUGGUUUUGCAUGUACAGUCCACGAGUAUUUGGUGAGGACGUAGUUAACCUGUUGUACUUUA
Molecule: messenger RNA, 2938 nt
Organism: Phragmites australis (common reed)
Lineage: Eukaryota; Viridiplantae; Streptophyta; Magnoliopsida; Poales; Poaceae
Product: cyclin-dependent kinase F-4
Exons: 18
Coding region: 1104-2480 (458 amino acids)
Biological process (GO): intracellular signal transduction; protein phosphorylation
Cellular component (GO): cytoplasm; nucleus
Molecular function (GO): ATP binding; protein serine/threonine kinase activity
Source: RefSeq, a predicted model, not a curated record